AUGUCUUUCGAGGCUUGGAUCUGUGCCAUCAGUGAGUACAACGUCUCCAAGCUCCGAGUCGGAGCCAGCAAAGAACUGAAGCUGAUGCGCUACCUUAGCAUGACGGAGUUCUUGGGUGUUACGGACGUGCCUCCGCGAGUCGUGAUCAGGUUGGCUGGGAGCCCUGCCUACCUGGCGGGAAUCAUCGGAAACGUCGCCAUUGCCCAUCAUCGCGACAGGACCAGGCCAAGCGAGCUCGGGGAACAAGCAUAUGUCGGCGGGGAGCUUGCUAAUGGGGAGCGGGGAGCUCAGCGAGCGGGCGGGCGCAUGAGAGAUGGCCAAGACGAAUGUGAGGCCGGUGAAGUGGGCAUGGGUGGCCCAGCAGGAUGGGCCGAGAGGGGAGCAUGGGGUAUCUUCGCUCUUGUGCUUUUUCCUGUAACAGGGAAAGCUGAAGGGCCAUCCCGUUCAUUCUCUGGCUUUCUCUCUCUCCGCCUUCUCUGGCCCAUCUCACCCAUCUCCCUAUGUCGGCCCUGUCGUCUCGACUCUCUCAACUCUCUCGUGCCGACAUCCUUUGGCCCCAUUUCGCCUCAACCCUUCUCGGCCCCCUCGUCUAAAGGCGUCAUGGCCUGUCGAUGUCGAUGUGGGAAUAAGACGGUUGAGCUGGAGCAUCAGCCAGUGUCGCCGGACCACUGGCGUUGCGACCGCUUCGCGGAGGCCCGCGGAGUGCGGGAGCCCCGCGUCCGCCUCAGGCCUGCUAACUUGCCUGCCCAGUGCAUUUGUAUGUACGUAGUCAACCGCAAUCCGCCAUCCAUGUCUGGGAUCUGGGUACUGCCAGACAACAAGGCGAGCGGUCGAGUACCCAGAACCGUGCUCGGGCCCUUUCUAGGCUCAUCAGGCUAUGACACCACUAGACGCGAGAUUUUGUUAAAUAACGAUACAGAAUCAGGCCACUCGUACACAAGGCGGGCAGACAAAUCACACCCCCAGACACUAGUCGACUCCAGUGUGAGAUGCGUCGCGCCCGCUCAAGGAUACCAAUGUAGUAAUCCAAGGGCCAAGAAUGAGAGCAGAGCGAAGAGGAAAUGUCAUGUCCAAGGAUCAAGAAUAAGACUCGUGGGGCGUAGGGAUUCCGCCGCGGACGCACGCAGGCUAUCGUCAGUGUCUGUUGUGGAUGAUUUCCUGUUUGUUGACUAA
This is a messenger RNA of Colletotrichum lupini, 1173 nucleotides long. RefSeq lists its product as uncharacterized. Lineage: Eukaryota; Fungi; Ascomycota; Sordariomycetes; Glomerellales; Glomerellaceae. The transcript is spliced from 8 exons. The record is from RefSeq and is a predicted model, not a curated record. Bases 1 to 1173 code for a protein of 390 amino acids.